Molecule: messenger RNA, 1137 nt
Organism: Capsella rubella
Lineage: Eukaryota; Viridiplantae; Streptophyta; Magnoliopsida; Brassicales; Brassicaceae
Exons: 1
Coding region: 38-1015 (325 amino acids)
Source: RefSeq, a predicted model, not a curated record
AUAAUCUCCUCCAAGCAAAAGCAAAAAAAAACCUGUCAUGGCGGCUGGAGGUCCAUUGUUCUCGGCUUUCUUAGAGGCUCCUUUCUCCUUUUCCUCCGGUGAGAUCAGUCGUGAGGAGUUCAACAGUUUUCACAAAAUCGACAGAAACUUGUUCAAGCGUUUUGUUUUUCAACUAAGCCGUGACGUGGAUCAGUCGUUUCUCGCGAUGGGUUUUCUCAUGUUGCUCGAGCAGUGUGGUUACGCUCCCAAACUCAUCGCCUCUCUCUUGACUAUACCAGACAACUUACUCAACGCUUUGGCUAACGAAGUAAGUGUGUGUAUAACCUUGCUUUACAACCAAGAGUUCGCAUCCACGGUCAUGGCUGCCACCGACGGCGACUUAACCAUCAUACCUUUGCUCUACCGUAUCACUGAUAUGAAGUUGACUCUCUCGUUGAUCAACCAAAGCGGCGAGACUUUUCGCGAUUCGUUGGCCAAGAACUGGAACGGCGUCUGCACUCGAGCCCUCGAAGAUAUAUGCGAGAACGCACGUAUCUGCAAUAAGGAUAAACAUAGGUUGAGUGUUCUUCAACAAGAAAACCCUAACAGGUUUAUUGCGCAACAAGGAACGUUUUCUUUUCCUUCUCCUGUUAGGGCAGCCGGGGAGAGGAGGAUGACUGAAGAGGAGAGAGCAGCGGCGGCGGCGGUGGAUGACCGGACGGUGUUCCUGACGUUCUCCAAAGGGUAUCCGAUCUCGGAGGAUGAGGUAAGAGAUUUCUUCUCUAGGAGAUUUGGGGAUGUGAUUGAAGUGAUUCAUAUGCAAGAUGUUGAGGGAAAUGACCAGCCCUUGUUUGCUAAGUUGGUGUUGAAACUCAAGUGUGCUUCGAUGAUGGAUCAGAUGGUGACUGGGAAGUUCAAGAACAAGUACACCAUCAAUGGCAAACAUGUUUGGGCUCGUAAGUACAUUCGCAAGAACAGUUCCUCACCUUCAGCCUCCUCACCUUCAGCCUCCUUACCUUCAGCCUUUAAUGUUUGAGUGUAUCUGUGCUUCUUGGAUUAUGUUGUUUCUUGUUUAAUGAAUAUGUGCCAUCAAUCUUAUUAAUGUGUAAAACAUUAGUAUAUGUUUAGAUUGGCGAUAAUAAAAUAAUUAUUUUCCUA